Molecule: messenger RNA, 2240 nt
Organism: Tuber melanosporum (Perigord truffle)
Lineage: Eukaryota; Fungi; Ascomycota; Pezizomycetes; Pezizales; Tuberaceae
Exons: 5
Coding region: 147-2153 (668 amino acids)
Source: RefSeq, a predicted model, not a curated record
CCUUCCGGUAUGCCAGUGGAUACAAUACUCGAGGUGAACCCCCACCCUCUCUGAGAACGAAAUCCCACAGCACAUGUAAUUCAAAUCUCGAUUCGUCCGACUCUUAACCAGCGCAACUCAAAAAUUGAUACAAACGAUCCAGUCAAAUGCCACCAGAGAAAUACCUCAGCAACGCAGCAGUGGAAUACAUUGAAACCCGGGUGGAUGGCAAGCUACAUCCGGCUUUCGAGGACCCCAAUACGGGAAUAAGAUACAACCCGACGAUAGACCAAUUUCUGGACCAGAAACGACUGGAAUUGCAACAGCAGCGACAACAGCAGGAAUUACAAGCCUCCAUUCAACACCCAACGUCCCUGGACAAGUUGGUCGAAGAGCGCAAGGAGAAAUUCCAAGAAGCGCUUGACGCAUACCUCAAAACUCCCUCCGUGGAAAAGACUCCCAGCAAGCUGGUGGGAAAGACGACAUGGGACGAUAUCAAGGAGCUAAUGCGCAAGGCGGAAGAUGAGUACCAGGACGUCGGCACCAUUCGCAAACACUUGCGCAAAUUCAGUGAGAACGCGCCGAUAUUCAAUUCCUGGUUGACCCUGCUGCCGCAGGCCUCCUACACCUCCACCAUAUACGGCGGUUUCAAGAUCAUGUUUGACGCCGCCGGGAAGCUGCACGGUGUGCGCGAGAAGGUGUUCGAGAUACUCGGCGAGAUCCCUGACAGGAUUGCUAAGACACAGGUAUACGCCGAGCUCUACCGGUCUUCAAAGCAGGUACAGGAGAGGAGUGCGGAGUUGUAUGUUGCGAUUUUGGGCAUUUUUGAGCAUGUGCUGGGCUGGUUUGCGAAGAAGCCAGAGAGGAAAUUCGGAAAGGCAUUACUGAAAGGCGAACUCUAUUCUAAGGAGAUUGACGAAAAGGUUUCGAAGAUGAGGGGUGUUGCGAAAAACCUGAGGGAAGAAGCAAAGCUAUGUUUGCACGAGAGUUUAAGGCAGGUGAAGGAUGGAAGCUUACUACAAGAUAGGAGACUCCAAGAUAUGGAAUCAAUGAGCCAAGAGAUCCUCCGCAAUUCACUCAACGCAAAUUACACUUCUCAGAUGCAGGUUCAGAUGUUGACGGAUGUCUACAAUAAGGUAUACCGACUCUUCCAGAGCUCGGCCAACUACGAUAAAGAAACCGGACAAGCAAAUAUCCUGCAGAUUGAGAGAGACGCCCGCGGGCGGGUCGCCCAGCGGAAAGUCUGCUCAACAGAACUUUUGAACUCGCUCUCAUUCUCUCCCGACGACCUCGCAGCCACGGUACAAACGUCUCUGCACUACGGCCACGGUGCAACGGUCGUGGAGAAAGAUCGGGCAAACUGGAUCAUGAAGUCCCAGCACAUGAGCACAUGGCUAACCUCCACAACCCCCAGUACACUGCUAGUAAACGGCAACGGCGAACGUAAGAAGAUCUCCCCGUUAUCGUUCAUAACAGCCCUGCUCGUGCAAUCGUUGACCCAAUCCGACAUUCCUGUCCUACACUACUUCUGCGGCGACAACACCGGCAGCAGUGGUGGUGGCCCUUCAGGUCUAAUAAGUAGCCUGACAGCGCAAUUGUUAACACACUACGAUUUCGACCUGACCACCAUCCGGCACUCGCGAAAGGGCGCACCAAAGACGACGAAGCAGCUGUGCGCCCUUUUUGAAAGCCUCCUCACGCAAUUGCCCGACGACGCAUUGCUCUUCAUACUCAUCGACGGGAUUACCUACUUUGAAAACGCCGACCGCCGCGAGGAGACGUGUCUUGUCAUUGAAAAACUCCACGAGAUCUCGCAGAGCGCCGACGCACUUGUUAAGGUUCUAGUUAUGGCGCCGAGUAAGAGUCGGUAUGUGAUUAAGGUUCUGCAGAGUGAUAGCGGAGGCGAUGGCGAUGGGAAGGGAGGGGGGAUGAAGGAAGGAAGUGGGUGGGGGGUUUUGUAUGUUCCAGUGAACCCGGAUGGUGGGAGAGUGGGGCUUAGUGUGCCGUAUUGGGGGAAGAGGACUAGUGGGAGUUUUACGGACUUGAGAAGGGCAGCGGAGGAGCAGAGUGACAGUAUGGUGGAGGAGCGGGGGGACGGGAGGCUGGGGAGGAAGGGCAAGGGGAGGAGAAGAGCGAGGUCGGAGGACGGGAGAGCGGGGAGGAGGAUGUCAUGAGUGUAGGAGGUGGGGGCGACAGCGGCGGGAGGGGUGUUAUGAUAAUUCAACGAUAUCUGAAUAAAAUAUCUUAGCGCUCGUAUAAUA